AUUCAGCAGUUUAAAAGGAGCUUAUCUUUAAUAAAACAGCAUUCCCUGAGCUCAAAGAACACUCGGCUUUCUACAGAUGAUGAGCAUGGCUAUUUAUAAUAACUAUUUAUCUGAAGUUGUGCUGAAGAACACAGCUGAGGCUGUUAUAAUUCCACUGAAAGGUGGCAUCUCCUCCCUGAAUGAAGUCUAUCAGGCUCUUAUUGAGGCAGAUGUAGAUCCUGUAACUGGGAAAUGCUCCAACUACGACUACAUCAGACAGCAGAUAGUGCAGGCUCAUCAGUUCCUGGAGCAGUCAGAACAGGCAGCUAGUUCAGGGUUACAGAGUCUGGAUGAAAACUUAGAGAGACUUAUACAAGAUGAGGGAAAACUCAAUCAGGAGAUGAAUGAAAUAAAACAAACCCUAGACAACUUGAGAACAGAGCAGGAUUCAAAUGAGAAAUUACUCAGAGAAUCUCAGGGAGCUCUGCAGCAGGCCAGGACAAAUCUGAAUUCAGCAACACAGACCCUUCAGGAUCAGGAGAAGAGGAAACGUGAUGCUGAAAUCGUCACAGGUGUUGGGGCAGGACUGAUGGUCAUUCCAAUCAUUGGAUGGAUUGCAGGUCCUGCCAUGAUGAUUGGUGGAGCAGUUGAACUGGAUCAAGCAAACAAAGCUGUCCAAGUGGCUCAAGAGGAGGUGAGAAGGUCUGAGAAUGAGAUGAGAAAAUAUGAACAUAAAGUAUCUGACUACAAUUCCAAGAUUUCCCAGACUGAACAUAACCUCAGUCAGAAACAUUAUGAGCUGAGUCAGAUGCGUGAAGGAACCCAGAAGGUGAGGAAACAGAUCGAGUCUGUAGCUAAGUUCCAGGAGAAAGUGAGAAGUGCCGUCAAUUUUCUGGGUGUCCUGAGUGGGAGGGUCAGUGUGGCUGAACAUCAGACUCGCAGAUUCAUCCUCCAGGAGCCUGUGAUGAAGGUGAUGGAGGAUGUGAUGAAGGCCAUAGAGCAGAUCACAGGGAAUGAGCUGCUCUACAGCAAUGACCUGCCAAGACUCAUCAAUCAGAUGAAGGAGAACAACCAACGCCUGGCAGCCCUCUGUGCCUCAGAGAACAACCCUUGGGACAGAUACUGAUGGACAUUCAUUGUUGAUUUCAUACAUUAGCGAUAAGAGAAAAAAAUAAAUUUUAAAGCUUUAAUGCUCAUCCCUCAUGUUCUGUAUUCUGUUCCAUUAAAGACAAUUAAAACAAUUUAUUUUAAAAUCCCAAA
Molecule: messenger RNA, 1239 nt
Organism: Hemibagrus wyckioides
Lineage: Eukaryota; Metazoa; Chordata; Actinopteri; Siluriformes; Bagridae
Exons: 4
Coding region: 77-1105 (342 amino acids)
Source: RefSeq, a predicted model, not a curated record